Vidua macroura (Pin-tailed whydah) is the source of this 1819-nucleotide messenger RNA. RefSeq lists its product as uncharacterized. The record is from RefSeq and is a predicted model, not a curated record. The transcript is spliced from 12 exons. Bases 624 to 1661 code for a protein of 345 amino acids. NCBI's taxonomy places the organism in Eukaryota, Metazoa, Chordata, Aves, Passeriformes, Viduidae.
UCAGUGCCUCAUGAGCCAUUUCCCUUAGCAGCAUCACAGGGUUGAAAGAUUCUGGAAAACUUGCCCGGCUCCAUUCUGGAUCCCUGAGGGAUCCCACAGAAUGGCUGUCAGUGGCAGGAAGGAGCAUUUAGCUGUCCAUCUUCCUUCCGUGUGCAAUUCCAGUGUGCGCUUCCGUGUGCUCUGUGCAGGCACGGAGAAGAGCAGAGAGGGAAGGGGCCGGGCCCAGGGCUGUGCCCCGGGGCUGUGCCUUUUGCAGCUCCUUUGCUGGCCCCGGGGUGCCUGAGCUGCUCCUGCUGCUGCUGCCAAGCCCUGGCCCUGCCUGGGGCUGGGUUUAGAGCUGCUGGCAGCUCCAGGGAAUCCUUUCUCCCCCGUGGACGGCCCUGCAAGGGGCUCCUUCCAUGCCAGUGUGGGGCCACCGCAGGCACGUGGUCCCCCUGGCCCUGCUCCUGAGUGGAAGGCAGAGCUGAGGGAGUGCCUUGGAGGGCACCAAUCACCCAGGGGCACUCACUGCCACUCUGGCCUGAAGGGGACAUGGAACAACUUUCUGUUAAGGUCCUCCUCCAUGGAAGAACUCAGACACAGGAUACAAGAAAUCCCUGGAGGCAGCCAGACACCUGGACCAGAUGCUGAGUGAUCUGGAGAGACGCCGUGAGAUGAACCGAAAGGCUGUGCUGAAGGCAGCAUUUCCCAGAGGAAGCAGUGGCCCAUUGGCAGCCCCUGCUGCAGGAAGGGAGGCGAUGCCAGGCACAGUCACAGGAGCUUGGGAUGGCGACAUGGCUUAUCGGGAUGCCCUAUUGGAUGACAGCUUGGAGAAUUCUCUUGGAGAGAUUCUCUUGGAGAAUGCUGGAGGUCCUUCUCCAUGGAAGAACUCAGACACUGGGGACAAGAAAUCCCUGGAGGCAGCCAGACACCUGGACCAGAUGCUGAGUGAUCUGGAGAGACGCCGUGAGAUGAACCGAAAGGCUGUGCUGAAGGCAGCAUUUCCUGGAGGAAGCAGUGGCCCAUUGGCAGCCCCUGCUGCAGGAAGGGAGGCGAUGCCAGGCACAGUCACAGGAGCUUGGGAUGGCGACAUGGCUUAUCUGGAUGCCCUACUGGAUGACAGCUUGGAGAAUUCUCUUGGAGAGAUUCUCUUGGAGAAUGCUGGAGGUCCUUCUCCAUGGAAGAACUCAGACACUGGGGACAAGAAAUCCCUGGAGGCAGCCAGACACCUGGACCAGAUGCUGAGUGAUCUGGAGAGACGCCGUGAGAUGAACCGAAAGGCUGUGCUGAAGGCAGCAUUUCCCGGAGGAAGCAGUGGCCCAUUGGCAGCCCCUGCUGCAGGAAGUGAGGCGAUGCCAGGCACAGUCACAGGAGAUGAGAGUGCUGGGAUGGCUUCUCCAGCAGCUGGGAUGGAAGAUGGUUUGGAACCCUUGGGAGCUUCUGCAGGUGUGUCUGCAGGGAGGACUUUUCAGGCUCCUUUCCUGGUUGCUGUGCACAAGCCCAGCUCCCAUCGCAGGGGUCCGCCGAGAGGGAGGAACAGAUCUACUAAACACAUGAAGUCCCUGGAGGCAGCCAGACAUCUGGACCAGAUGCUGAGUGAUCUGGAGAGACGCCGUGCUCAAGAAAGAAAUCAGAUAAUGAAGGAAUUUUUGCACAAAGAUAACAAUUACAGAAACCCCUAAAUUUUCCAGAGGAGAGGAAUUUAUGGCUUUCCUUAUCAACAGAAACGAACUUCUUCAAGCCUGACUUAGACUCGAAGAUGCCUGGGGAUUAACAGAAUCUUCUUGACAAGUACCAGACGAAUUUAUUGUUUUAAAUAAAAUAUAUGCAUAAUCAUGAA